Messenger RNA from Tribolium madens (black flour beetle), 1393 nucleotides. Its product is annotated as extensin-like. The record is from RefSeq and is a predicted model, not a curated record. NCBI's taxonomy places the organism in Eukaryota, Metazoa, Arthropoda, Insecta, Coleoptera, Tenebrionidae. The coding region runs from base 120 to 1295 and encodes 391 amino acids. The transcript has 2 exons.
GCACAUUACCACCAUGCCUGCCCAUUCACUGGUCGCUCUUCUGGAAGUAGUGUAGUGUGGUUUGGUCAUUGUUUAUUUGUGUGGUGCGGUGGUCACACUUAGACAAAAUAUUGGAAAUCAUGGAUACUCCUCUGAUUAUUUUUGUUUUGGCCAUAUCUUUGACCCUAGGUAUCUCGACCGAGUCAACCUCAUCAAGCCUAAAACGUACGAAACGCGAACCUCCGAUUUACCGCCCCAUCAAAUACUCAUACAGCCCCCCACCUCGUCGCAAACCUAGACCCGUCUACGGCCCACCUCGCCCAGUCUAUGGCCCUCCUAGCAAACCUAAACCGGUUUAUGGGCCGCCUAAACCAGUCUACGGGCCACCUAAACCGGUCUAUGGACCACCUAAACCGGUUUAUGGACCACCUUCUUACAGUUAUGAAGCUCCAUCGUACCACGCCCCGCCUCCAUCAAGCUAUGGCCCUCCUUCGACGUCAUAUGGGGCUCCGUCUCAUUAUUCGCCCCCUGCACCGUCUUAUGGGCCUCCUCAGCAGUCAUAUGGGCCUCCAGCGCCGUCGUAUGGCCCACCAGCUCAGUCAUAUGGGCCACCGGAGCCGUCAUAUGGGCCUCCACCAGCGCCGUCUUAUGGACCUCCACCAGCGCCGUCGUAUGGGCCCCCAAGUGGUCAUUACUCGGGGUAUGAGUCUCAAACGACGUCAUAUAGUCAUUCGUCGCCCAGUUAUGGCGUUCCAGAAGUGUACCAAUCGUCAUAUGAAAUUCCCCCGAGUUUCAAUAGUCAUCCUUUGACGUAUGACACGUCAUCGGCCAGUUAUGGCACUCCAGGAGCGUUGAAUUCGUAUGGCGUGCCAGCUACGCAACAUGAGGCCCCCAUACAUUAUGACGUCUCGUCAUACAGUCAUAGAACCGAAGAAGUGCCCAAUGAGGAAUUCCAUGCGUCAUAUUCGGAUCCAUACAGUGCUGAUAGCAGCAGCAAUUAUGUCAAAUUUGAAGAAUCAACCAAAAAACUACAAGCGCCAGACCCCACAGUGACAUAUGGCAAAAUUGACACCACGACCAAAGUACCAAAUCAUAAUUAUGACGGACCCGGAGUGCAAGAUGACUCCCUUGUUCAUUAUGUAAAUGACAGAAAAAAACAACUUCAAAAAUUGAAAAAUUACUACAAAUUCAAAAAUCCUGACUAUUCGACGAGUGACAUAGAAAUACAAAAAUCGCACUCUUAUGACUUUUAUGGCGGAAAAUCCAACGGUUUGGACGAAAACCGAAACCACCACUUUAGACAACAUCACCAUUAGGUCGGAUAUUUAUUGCUAUUUUUUGUAAAUAUUUAUACUACACAAUAUUUGACUAUAUUUAUUGUACUGAUACUACCAAAGAACAAAUAAAAUGUUUA